Messenger RNA from Juglans regia (Persian walnut), 2570 nucleotides. RefSeq names its product ABC transporter F family member 5-like. The record is from RefSeq and is a predicted model, not a curated record. Gene Ontology annotation, molecular function: ATP hydrolysis activity; ATP binding. The transcript is spliced from 9 exons. NCBI's taxonomy places the organism in Eukaryota, Viridiplantae, Streptophyta, Magnoliopsida, Fagales, Juglandaceae. The coding region runs from base 186 to 2291 and encodes 701 amino acids.
UAGAAGUCAUCAUCAUUUACAUGGGCUGAGAGUUUCUGUGUGUCCUUCCAUUGGGGAUUGGGAAGAGAAAACUCUCGCUGCUUUUGCCCUCACUCUCCUCCCUUUCUCCCACUGCCUCUACCCUAUCACCCAUCAAGACCUCGAAUUUCCCUUUCCCACCCGCCCUCCUCCCCCGAAAAAAAGAAAUGGACUUGACUGCCAACUUCCAUCGUCUCCACCUUAACUCCACCUUCCUUACAGGCUCACCGCUUCUCAAUUCCAGCAAACCCAUUCUCCAACGACGUCCCCAUAGCUCUAAUUCAAUCAAGAUCACUAAUUUUUGCAACCCCAGUAGAACCUCAAACCCCAGAAUUACCUCCCGGCUAUCGGCCGUCGUCGUCGAAGCAUCGGUCCCCGAAACCGCUGCCGAGAACGACAUCGAGUCCUUGUUCUCGAGCACUUCCGUCGACCAAAAGAGAGCUAAAAAACAAUCAAACACGGGUGCUUCGGGUAUUUCUUCCGGUGUUAAGCUAGAAAACGUGAGCAAGACCUAUAAGGGCGUCACGGUGUUGAAGGAUGUGACCUGGGAAGUGAAAAAAGGCGAAAAAGUAGGACUGGUUGGCGUAAAUGGAGCCGGGAAGACGACCCAGAUGAGAAUUGUUGCUGGGCUAGAGGAAGCGGAUUCUGGGAGUGUGAUAAAAGCAAAAGCGAAUAUGAAGAUCGCGUUUUUGAGCCAAGAGUUUGAGGUGUCGAUGAGCAGGACGGUGAGGGAGGAGUUUCUGAGUGCGUUCAAGGAAGAGAUGGAGAUAGCUGAGAAGUUGGAGAAGGUGCAGAAAGCGUUGGAGGGUGCGGUGGAGGACUUAGACCUGAUGGGGAGGCUGUUGGAUGAGUUUGAUUUGCUCCAGAGAAGGGCACAGGCAGUGAACUUGGAUGUGGUGGAUGCUAAGGUUAGUAAGCUGAUGCCCGAGCUCGGGUUCGCGCCGGAGGAUUCGGAUAGGUUGGUGGCCUCCUUUAGUAGCGGCUGGCAGAUGAGGAUGUCGCUUGGGAAGAUUCUGCUUCAGGAACCAGAUUUAUUGCUAUUGGAUGAGCCCACAAAUCACCUCGAUCUUGACACAAUUGAGUGGCUUGAAGGCUAUCUUAACAAGCAAGAUGUGCCAAUGGUUAUCAUAUCUCAUGACAGAGCCUUUCUGGAUCAGCUCUGCACAAAAAUUGUGGAGACUGAUAUGGGUGUCUCCAGGACAUUUGAAGGCAAUUAUUCUCAGUAUGUCAUUUCAAAGGCAGCAUGGAUCGAAGCGCAGUAUGCUGCAUGGGAGAAGCAGCAGAAGGAAAUUGACCAUACGAAAGACUUAAUAAGCCGGUUAGGUGCUGGGGCAAAUUCUGGCCGUGCUUCUUCUGCUGAAAAGAAGCUGGAGAGACUUCAAGAAGAGGACCUAAUAGAGAAGCCAUUCCAACGGAAACAAAUGAAGAUCAGGUUCCCUGAGCGUGGUGCAAGCGGACGAUCUGUGGUAACAGUCAAAAAUUUGGAAUUUGGCUUUGGGGAUAAGUUUCUCUUCAAGAAGGCAAGUCUUGCAAUUGAAAGGGGGGAGAAGAUUGCCAUUAUUGGCCCAAAUGGAUGUGGGAAGAGUACUUUGCUGAAACUGAUAAUGGGUCUAGAGAAGCCAAGUGGAGGUGAAGUCGCACUUGGAGAGCACAAUGUCCUGCCAAACUAUUUUGAACAAAAUCAGGCUGAGGCACUUGAUCUGGAUAAAACAGUGCUUCAGACAGUAGAAGAAGCUGCAGAGGACUGGAGAAGUGAUGAUAUAAAGGGACUCCUCGGGCGUUGUAAUUUCAAAUCUGAUAUGCUUGAUAGAAAGGUUGCUCUUUUGAGUGGUGGUGAGAAGGCACGUCUUGCUUUUUGCAAGUUCAUGGUGAAACCAUCUACUCUGCUAGUUUUGGAUGAACCAACUAAUCACUUGGAUAUACCUUCAAAAGAGAUGCUUGAGGAGGCAAUAACAGAGUACAAGGGCACUGUUAUCACAGUUUCUCAUGACAGAUACUUUAUAAAGCAAAUAGUCAAUAGAGUAGUGGAAGUUAAAGACUGCAAUUUGCAAGAUUAUGCAGGAGAUUAUAAUUACUAUCUGGAGAAAAAUCUUGAUGCGAGGAUGAGAGAGCUAGAACGUGAGGCAGAGCUUGAGGAGAAGGCUCCUAAAGUCAAAGCCAAAUCAAAGAUGUCGAAGGCUGAGAAGGAAGCUCUAAAGAAGCAGAAAAGGCAAGCAUUUCAGCAGGCAAAACAAAAAUCAAAAGGACUGAAGAAUUCCAAGAGGUGGAAUUGAUGGAUGCGGACGAGAACUUGGCUAGAGAAUCAUGCAUUGUUAAACUAAUUUUUACAUGUAAAUCGCAUAGAAGAUGGAUGAGGUGACCUGUUCAGAGCCAGGGGGUUUGGCCAUAUGUAUAUAACAAAUCCAAUUACAGGUCUAUGAAGUUGUGCUCCCCCAAAAGGAUUGCUGAAUUGACGGGCAUUUUUUGUCAGAAACCCUAUAAUACCAGGAAAAACAUUUAUGCAAUCUCAACUAAGAAAGUUUCAAAUUGAUCCCAGGAAGAUUGAAGUGGAA